Messenger RNA from Exophiala aquamarina CBS 119918, 1257 nucleotides. Its product is annotated as gluconolactonase. The coding region runs from base 1 to 1257 and encodes 418 amino acids. The transcript is spliced from 2 exons. The record is from RefSeq and is a predicted model, not a curated record. NCBI's taxonomy places the organism in Eukaryota, Fungi, Ascomycota, Eurotiomycetes, Chaetothyriales, Herpotrichiellaceae.
AUGAAGGGCUUUCGAAGCAUCCUGCUUUUUUCGCUGUGGUCCUUGUGCCUGGCACAAGACAUUCAGCCUAACGGAGUGACGAGACCGAUCGUGGAGGAAUGUGGUGCUACUGGCAGUGGCACUGUGUGCGUCAAUCAAUACGCGGCGGUACUACCGUAUCAUUUCAACAGAUCGAUUUCCGACAAUGAGCAGCAAUUCGAUUUCAAGAACACCACGGUAGACAAUGCACCCGCCUUUGGUCUUCUCGGCGAUGCCAACUUUGUCGUCUUUGACCGGGAGCGUGGCCUCAAGUAUCUCGGCGACAAUCCAAGCUAUGAAUUCGUCUUUGAAGUCUCCCCCGCCGUGCACGAAGCUCCCAUAUACGCGCCAGAGCAGAAUCUGCUGUUCCUCUCCCAACUGGCGCCCCCGACCGGUGUGCUGCCGCAACUCGUGAUCAACUUAAACGACGAUCCACCGACGAUCAGCGAGUACUUGCCCGAUCCUCCCAUAUACGCGCCGAACGGAGGCACCUUCUGGAACGGCUUGUUAUUGUUCGGCGCGAGUGGUGGUGCCGAUGAUAUCGACGGCCUUGAGCAGAGAGUUUCCAUUCGGACGGUCGACCCCGCCACCAACGAGUCGACCGUCCUGCUCAACAACUAUUACGGCUUUUACUUCAACAACAUCGAUGAUUUGGCCGUCCAUCCGGUCACCAAAGAUAUUUUCUUCACCGACCCUACCUACAGCUGGUUCAAUGCUUUGACCGACACUGCACCCCAACUACCCGUAGCCAGCUACCGUUUCAACCCCAAUACGGGUGCCGUCUUCGUUAUCGACGACACGCUCAAGCAGCCGAACGGCAUCGCCUUUUCACCAGACGGGACCACCCUGUAUAUAUCAGACACGGGGGCCGUGACCGGUACUAUAGAUCCCAACCUUGGGUCUCAAGGCACAACGUUCAACACAACAGGGCCGCGUUUCAUCUACGCCUGGGACGUCGAGAAAAACGGCACCAGAAUCGUCAACAAGCGUGCAUUUUACCUGGCACAGGACUGGGUUCCCGAUGGAGUGAAAGUCAGCCAAGAAGGUCUCGUGCUCACCGGUUCUGGCCACGGUGUUGACGUCAUCGACGAUGUCGGACAGCUGCUCAUCCGCAUCCAGACAAAUUAUACCGUCCAGAACUUCGCCUGGACCGGUGAGAAUCUGACGACGCUCUGGCUCAUGGGCAACAACGGAAUCAGCAGAGUCGAGUGGAAUAUCAAGGGCCAAGAAUUGACUUAG